GACGGUGGUAAAAGUAGACGAAAACUCGACUUUUUCAUCGAAGGUGCCGACCUGCCCGAUGUUCCCAAACAUCAUUGGAGAGAUAUUAGAGUAGUCGGUGAAUUUACCAAGUCACCUGUAAAGAGUGAGGAGGAGCUUGGACUUGAUACGACUAUUCGUUGUGUCAAUGGUAAAUCUUACAUCAACAUUAGAGACAACAAAGAUGCAUCAGAACGGGAGAUCGAGAUAGAUCCUGAGCCGAUUUCUAGACCGGAGACAAUAGUUACACGGGCUAACGUCUGCCAUCGGACCAAGGACGAAAUGUACAUGGUCAAGUUUUCGUGGGGGUCAGGUACUGAACGAUCGGAGCUUGAUUAUUUGGAGCUAGCUAAACCGGUGAAUGGUGUGGUUGACUUGAAAUGGAGUAAGGCUAUACAUGAGGUUGAGACCCAUCGAGCUGGGCUGGAUUUCUCAACAGCUCAUAAGGUUUACUUUCGAGAUAACGAAUGGCAUCUCUCGCACGGCCUUCAUAGCAGAACAUCCAAAUCCGAACCCUAUUUCCGGAAACGUAAGCUAACGUUGGCACUACUGUCUCCCAAUGGACGCCCUCUCAAAUCCUGUCGAACGCUUCGGGAGUUCUUAAGUUGUCUACUUGAUGCCAUAAUCGGUCAUCGAGAUCUUUACGCUAAAGCUAACGUUCUACACAGUGAUGUUUCUGAGGGGAAUAUCAUUUUGACCAAGCCUGACGCAGACGGAAAAUCACGCGGAAUUCUUAUUGACUUGGACAUGUCUACUUCGGUUGAUGACAAGGUGAAUGAGACGGAGAAAACAAAAAUAACUGGGACAGUCAAGUAUAUGGCGAUUGAAUUGCUGAGGAACAUGAGCGAAGGCAACUAUAGCAUAAAGAAAUCGUGUCGUUAUGAUCUCGAGUCGUUUUUUUACGUUUUUCUCAUGGGGUGUCUACGGUACGGUUGUUUGAGUGUAAAUUCUGAGUAUUUGAAAAGCUGGUACACAAACAAUACUUCACUGAAUUACUUUAAGAAGAAGGGAGAUAUUAUCGAAAAUUUCGAGACAAAUAUCUUGAAACACUUUCCGUCGAGUUUUGACAGUGUCAAGGAUUUGGCAAGAGAUCUUCGGAAGAUAUUGUUUGGAGAAAAUUUAGAACAGUUCGCGUCAACCUCUAACUCUGCUCAACUUUAUGCACCUAUUAUUAGUGCAUUCAAGAAUAUUAUAACACAAAUUGAUGGUAUGAAACUUCUCCAUCCGCCCUAA
Blumeria graminis f. sp. triticale is the source of this 1251-nucleotide messenger RNA. NCBI's taxonomy places the organism in Eukaryota, Fungi, Ascomycota, Leotiomycetes, Helotiales, Erysiphaceae. The record is from the annotation of a GenBank genome assembly.